Molecule: messenger RNA, 825 nt
Organism: Phytomonas sp. EM1
Lineage: Eukaryota; Euglenozoa; Kinetoplastea; Trypanosomatida; Trypanosomatidae
Source: the annotation of a GenBank genome assembly
AUGCCUGUCAACGGAGUGGAUGCCUGCGUCGCGCUGGACCGCGCGUUACAAGAGGCCUACGCGGCGGAUGAGUCCAAAGACAGCGCGGGCACCUCUCAGGAGAUUGAGGAGUUUGAAUCCCGCCUUGCCAGUGGGCGCGCCCUCCACAGCCGGGGCAGAGGCCCCGUCGGGACCGCCUCGCUCGCCCUCGCCGGCCUGGGAAGGGGGGGAGGGGGGCGCCAUCCUCCCAAGGUACGCGGUGAGGGGUCGCCCGGGAUCACCGCGACGCGUGGAGGUAUCAGCACGACCUCCUGCUCCACCCAACGCCCUACCCUCUCGGAGACGGAGAUGCUGAAACGCGCAGAGGUCGAGCAGGACAUUCAGGACGUGUUGCUCCUUCGCAACCCCGGCUCUGCGUCGGAUAAUGACGAGUGAACGGUGGGUAUUUUCAGUUUGGGCAGUUUCUUUUAUCCUAACAGGAGGGCGGGAAAUGUCCUGGACGAAUCUAAACCCAGAUACAUUUCAGUGUGUGGAACUGGUGUCGUUCAGAUGUGUGAAAAAAAAAAGGUGGAAGAUUUCCUUGAUCUUCUUCUUCCCCAUCUAUACACAACUUUUUCUUACGCUCUUCUUUUUUUCUUUUUGUUCUUGCUCCUCCCACUAUAAAGACAAAAAGAAAUGCAUCUUGAUUAGGGGAGGAUAUUUUCGUAGGCACAGUUGAUUGUGUAUCGUUUUGUUUUUGGAAUCCUUUAUUAUUCCUUAUGUAUCUGUUGAAGCAAAAAAAAAACGAUACGGGCACAAUUCUUUUGGUUGUUUAUAUAUUUCGAUUCUCAGAUCGAAACGCUUUCU